UUGCAAUCCAGUGGACGAGCAAGACGUGUCGUGUUUCAACUGAAGCUUCAUCAGUCAUGGCUUCUAUGAUUCUAAUCACACUGCUGUUAGUCAGCGUUUCGGUUCAAGCUAAAGAUUCUGCAGAAACAGAGCUUGAAAAGCUGACCAGCGACAUCAAAAGCGAGUACGAAAUAGAGAGAGAAAUAAUCGAAGAAGAUCGGAAACAUGUAACCCAUUCCGACGACGAAGACGACGAGGAAGCAACAGGCGCGUACCAAGUUCAACGACUCAACUCUACUGAGCGAGAUCUCUUAGAAAAGGCCUUGAGAAACAUAACAGAAGAGCUUAGAACACUGGAAGAUCAAACAACAGGGAAACAACCCGACUCUAGCGCUGAAGAGUAUCAACAUUAUGUCAACUCAUCUGGAGGCUUUAAAUCUUUGGAUGAUGUUAGCAGAAGAAGGCUGGAGAUGAAACUAAGCAUAAACAUUUUAACGGCUAUCAAAAUCGUUGAUGAUGAAAUCGUCAACAAAGAACUAGGGUUGUCUAUGGAGAUCAGACAGAAACGAUCUUUGGAGCGCAAUUCGUUGCUGGCGGCUAUCGACAAAGAGUUGGAGACCGGAAGCAAAAUAUUAGGACUUCACAAAGACAGAGAAGAACAAGAGAAGUCUCGCGCUAAACGAGGCGUUCUAGAACUAUUGGCUAGAAGAACCUGCUCGCACAGAGAAAAUUUUGUAUCAUCAGUAUACCACAAAGCAAAAAACCUCGGUAAAACAGUUCAGGUGGGAGUAAAUGGCAAGAUUGGCAUUUACUUCACGGCUUCUGCAAACGUUGCACACACGUACGGACCUAGAGGAGAGUUUGGCUGCGCAGCGAAAACGUGUACCGGUUGGUCGACAGACAUUGGCAUUUCGGUGGGAACAAUGGCGGGCUAUUAUAACUACUUCAGUGACGUCAAUGGAGGAUCUGUCGCUAAAUUGUAUACGGUUUCAUUUAUUCUCUCUUACACAUACGGUACCAUUGAAAAUCUCAGUGGCAGAAAAAUUGGAACUCUGUCUAGAGUAGGUUUGGGUUUCAGCUUCACACUUUUUUCGUAUGCCAGAAUGUCCUGCGACUGCAUCAUGACAACACCCGAUUGCUCUCGAACUACCAUAUCAUAUCAGGAAAAAUAUUCUAAAUCUUGUGGCUGGUGGGGAUGGAGUCGUUGCGCGCGAUACAGGACAGCCUACAGGUACCAUCACUACUGUUAGGGAGCAGAUUUGAGCUCGCGGCAGUUUGAUGAAGAGAGUGACUUGCUGAAGCUUGAGUAGUUAGCAGUUUGACACGCGUUAGUUUGCUGUGACUGGUUGACGAUAGACUGGAUGCUCGGCUGGCUGCCGUUGUAAUUGUUGGUUUUUUCUUUUUUGUUGUUUGGUUGUUGUUGUUGUUGGAGCUAAAGCUAAAUACAGGUUUGGAUUUAGUCCA
Molecule: messenger RNA, 1443 nt
Organism: Corticium candelabrum
Lineage: Eukaryota; Metazoa; Porifera; Homoscleromorpha; Homosclerophorida; Plakinidae
Exons: 5
Coding region: 57-1229 (390 amino acids)
Source: RefSeq, a predicted model, not a curated record